AAAAACCCACGUAAGCAGGCCGAUGUCGCCGACCGUAGGCAAAAUUCUCAGUCCAUCGAACCCACUUUCGGAUAGAAUAAUAAUAUGUUUCGUUUGGGAAUCGCUCGCUCCAUCGCGUGAUUCUACGAUUCGGUAGCAUUGCGAUCGCUUUCCAGUCCAGCCGCGAAGCACCAAAACCGAUUCGUCCUCUCGCUCGCGCGGUCCAGUCGCUGAUCCUUCGCUUCGCUACUCAUCUCAGUCCAGUCCCGACCCGACCCGACUUCCCUCCCCGUGGCCGACCCGUGCUCCUUCGCUCGCCGUGAGUUCCGGCGGAGGAAAUGCGGAUGACGGCGAUGGAGCUUUGGUGAAUCUAGGGUUUUUGGUGUGUAGAGAGAGAGAGAGAGAGAGAGAGAGAGAGAGAGAGGGGGGGGGAAAUGAAGGAGAUUGUGGGGAGUCCCGGGACGGUAAGUGGGAUGGCGUUGAGGGUGGGGCAAUGUGCGUGCGCUGGUGCUUCCAUCGGGUUCAUGGUCUCUGCUCUUGGGUUUUCGAACUACACUGCUUUCUGCUACUUAAUUGCAUCGAUGGGCCUUCAAGUGUUAUGGAGCUUUGGACUUGCCUGCCUUGAUGUCUAUGCUUUGAAAAGAAAAAGAGACCUUCAGAAUCCUGUCCUUGUGAGCCUGUUUGUCGUUGGUGACUGGGUGACGGCUACAUUAUCACUUGCAGCUGCAUGCUCAUCAGCUGGUGUUAUUGUUCUAUAUUCUCGGGACAUGCACUUCUGUAGGGAACAGCUGCAUCUGCCGUGCAGCAGAUUUCAACUUUCGGUGGCGUUGGCAUUCUGUACCUGGGCCCUUAUUGCCAUGUCAUCUCAUGUUAUGUUCUGGAUCUUGGCAUCAAUAUAGAUGGCCUUCCUCUGAGGCCUCACUUUAUGAGGAUGCUGCAGUAUCUAUGGUUUCUCUUGUAUAUUCCAAUGCUCCUACCCUUUUUUAACCUUUUUCCCCGUAGGUCAAUGAGCUACACUCUUCAGAUGCCUAAUAUUCUAGCAAAUUUCAGGAUGUUCCUCUCUGUUUUGUUGGGCUUUGCCUCUUUGGGUUUUCAGUACAAAUGAAAAGGCACUUUGCUUCAGCUUUCUGAUGCAGAUGAAGAUUUUUAGAUGACUAA
This is a messenger RNA of Rhodamnia argentea, 1137 nucleotides long. RefSeq names its product CASP-like protein 5B2. Gene Ontology annotation, cellular component: membrane. The coding region runs from base 414 to 878 and encodes 154 amino acids. The record is from RefSeq and is a predicted model, not a curated record. Lineage: Eukaryota; Viridiplantae; Streptophyta; Magnoliopsida; Myrtales; Myrtaceae. The transcript is spliced from 3 exons.